Messenger RNA from Ostrea edulis (European flat oyster), 3782 nucleotides. RefSeq lists its product as uncharacterized. The transcript is spliced from 14 exons. The coding region runs from base 88 to 3696 and encodes 1202 amino acids. The record is from RefSeq and is a predicted model, not a curated record. Lineage: Eukaryota; Metazoa; Mollusca; Bivalvia; Ostreida; Ostreidae.
CAAACCUGUUAAAAAUUUUGAUCGAGAUCGACAUUACAAAAAUAUUUAUCUUGGAGGAAAAAAAAUAUGUUGGGCCUGUGAGUGAACAUGGAACAAGAUAGUGUCUCUGAUGCUACAGAUGAUGAUGAAAAUCAGAAACAAUCUGAUGAUGAAAAUCAGAAACAGUCCCAAGGUGAUGACACCAGAAAAAGUGGGAGAAGAAAGCGACCACCUGCUUCUUAUUCACCAGAUCGGAUGGACAACAAGCGGAAACGAUUUGUGAAAAGAAAUGGAAAUACUGUUACUGGACCAAACAGAAAUUGUGAUUUACUGCCAAAUGGGGAGCCAUUUAGUUGUGGUCGAUGUGGAUCUCCUUAUGUUGUCAAUAAAAGAAUCAAAACCUCCCUUAAGAACUCCCAGUCCAGACACCGUCCAAUGCCUUACGAGACCUCUGACCCAGUGACAGGAAAGAAAGUCUGGAUCUGCAACCAGUGUUAUCUGGUGUUUGUUAAAAAGAAAUCAGAGAAGAAUUCUUGGGUCAAGAAACCAGAUCCAGAAAUAAAAGACCAGUACAUUAAGUUUUGUAAAGUUGAAACCCAUGCAUUGGCUAACAGACUGCAGGAACCAGCAGCACACAGACUGUUUUGUCCAGAGUACACAAAGGAACCCUGUGGUUGUAUCCAGAAAUAUAUAAAGAGUCAAGGAGACCCGGGGCAGGCAGAUGUUAGAGCUAGAGAGUUGUGUGAUUUAUUGCAGAAGGCUUCUGAACUCAGCAAGCUUAAAUGUUAUCAACUACCAGAACUAGGCAGUGAUGAAAAACCCGUCAGAAAAAAUGCUAGAAAAAAAAUCUAUGUUGGUCUCGGAAAUGGUCACAAGAGAUCCCGUGCCUUUGAAGCGUUUGUAAUGGAGAAGCGCCAGUACCUGAGGAAUAUUGUGAAAUUGUGUGAAAGAGGAACUCAAAAAGUUCUCAUGUACUCAAACAAUUUCUUGCACAAGAGGCUCAAAACAGAGGAGGAUAACUGUCGUGUGGUUAUACAAAGAAGCAGACGGACCAUGGGAUUACUGACUGCAUUUGAAGAGUUUUCAAAAAAUAAAUGUUGUGUUGACAAUUGUGUCAAAAUGGCAGAUACUCAUCGAAAAUUGCUAAUAGAUUGGAGAGGAAGAGCAAAAAAAAGUCAGUCAGAAGCCAGGAGGGUAAUUGCUGAAAUGUUGAUCCCUUCAGCUGGAUGUAGGAGAAACUGCUACACUUUCAUCAACAUGGUGACAGGCUCAUCCAGGGGGAUCAUCUCAAAGGUCAGCCAGCAGAUGCUGUGGACAGGAGGGGAUCGUGAACCCCCAGAGCAUGGUCUAGUUAAAUUCAAGAGAGGGCAAAGCAGCAAAGGGCCAACACAGAGCUAUUCUCAUCCAACACAGAAACCUAAAGCAAAUGCCCCAUUAGCUAUUAAACCAAGACCUGAGGGAACCAACAUUUUCAUACAGCCAAAUGGGGAAUUGGUACAAGUAACAGGUCAUCCACCGAUUCAAACCACUAGCAUGCCAGAGUCCAAACAGCUAGCUGCACCCAUUGAUCCACAGCAACAACAGCUAUUACAGCUGCAGCAGAUAUUUGAGCACCAGCAACAACAACUAAUCCAGCAACAGCUCCUUCAACAUACACUUCUCAAUGAAAAAAUUGAAAGUUCCACUUGUACUCCACAGAAUGUGAUCACAAUUCAACAAUUAAUGGACCAAAUGAGUGCCCAGGUUAUGAACACACAAUUACAGCUUCAGCAGUCACUACAGCAACUUAUUGCCAUGGGAACUCACACUAACCAAUCAGAUGGUCCAAUGUCCACUGCCAAUCAAAAUCAAGUGAUACUUUCAGCCAAUCAACAACAGAGAAGUGUGCCUGUUAACUGUGAAGGGGAAAACACACAAAUUAUCCCACUUUAUUCAAUGACAUUUCAGCCAAAAGAUGCUGCAGAUCAAGAUAAUAUACAUAAAUUGACUGCAAAUAACUUGAUUUGUCAACAGCCAACAGAACAAUAUCCUGCUAUCAGCCAGACUCAACAACCAGUUUACGUCCAAUUGAACACGAUGGGUGGUCAAAAUCACAUCCCUCUGAACCAGACAUUAACUCCUAGUCAAUCAGGGGCUUUGGUCUAUUCUAGGGAACAUUCCAGCUUUAUUCCAUACAACCAGACCAGUGUGAAUUCUGGUAAUAAUGCAUUGACUAUUGUGACAAAUGGAAACCCUACUAUCAAUCAACCGGAAAACAGACAAACUAUUAGUCAACCAGCAAAUGGACAAGCCAUUAUUAGUCACCCAACACAUAGACAAACCAUUAGUCAACCAACAAAUAGACAAACUAUUAGUCAACCAGCAAAUGGACAAGCCAUUAUUAGUCAACCAGCAAAUAGACAAACUGUUAGUCAACCAGCAAAUGGACAAGCCAUUAUUAGUCAACCAACACAUAGACAAACCGUUAAUCAACCAACAAAUAGACAAACCAUUAUUUGUCAACCAACACAUAGACAAACUGUUAGUCAAACAACAAAUAGACAAACCAUUAUUUGUCAACCAACACAUAGACAAACCAUUAGUCAACCAGCAAAUAGACAAACCAUUAGUCAACCAACAAAUAGACAAACCAUUAGUCAACCAACAAAUAGACAAAGUCAAAUGGCAGCCAUCAAUCAAAGCUCUGUUCCCCUAGUUAACAGAAAUCAGCACAGUUUGAACUCUGCUUUUGUGACAGUGUCCAAACCUUUGGAAAACUUAGCAUUAAGCAGUCAUAAUAUGGUGACACCUGCUAGUAAAAGUCAGCCAUCACAAAUAACUAUUGUAUAUCCUGGAUGUAAUAACUUUGUUAAACAGUGUGUUCCUGUAUCCAAGGCUUCUAAUCCAGUGGUAACUGAAACCGUAACUAGUGUACCAAAAAAUGUUCGAGCACCAGGUCAUUUAAAGUGUCAGACUUUCUCUGUUGCCUCUUCUGCAAGGCAGCUGACAGGACAGAAUGUGGGGAAGGAUGUAUCUGGCAUGUCAUCAGCUUCUUCAACUCUGAAUUCAACCAAGGGAUCUAAAUCAAAUGAAAUACCACUACAAGUUGUUUCAUCUGUAAACCAGCAAAGUUUAAACUGUGUGUCCCAAAGCUCAGACAAAGUGAUUCAAGUGCAUACUAUCUCAGAUCCUAACAUGUUAUUUAAACUUUUGGAGCAGACACCUAGUGUUGAAACACAGAAUCCUACAAGCUCAUUAAGUGCAAAAUCAGCUUUAACUUCAACAACAUUUAUGGGUGAUUCUGUGAAUACAAGAAUAAAUUCUGUUAUAAACACAGAUCAGGGAAAUGUGGUAGUUCCAGAAAAUCCUUCUCCGGUGAUUCAGGUUUCAAAUGUUCAGACUAACACUACAAAUGGGCUGAAUCAAUCUUCAAACCCACCUUCUUAUACUUACAUAUUUAACCCCACUGUUCCACCGGUGCAACCUCUGACUGUUGAUGUUAGCCAUCAGAUAGAGCUACCCCCUGCAGCUGCACCAAGCUUUGAUUCAAAUACUCAACCAAUACCUGCAGGGACAGUGGAUUGUGUCAAUUCCUCCUGUCUGGGAUUGGCAACAACUAGUCCACAAAAUUCCCAACUGGUUGCCAUUGAUCCAAAUCUGUUGAUAAGACUUUGCCAACAAGCCUUUUCUUACCAAGCUCUUGAUUCAAACAAAGGCAAAGCUAAGAAAUCUCUGUGAACUUUAAUGAAUAUAUUUUUAUGAGUUACCUAUGUGCAAUUUUUCUUGAUAAACUACACAAAUGAUAUUAAAAUUGUUAACUUGAA